Messenger RNA from Mercurialis annua (annual mercury), 2836 nucleotides. Its product is annotated as probable acyl-CoA dehydrogenase IBR3. Gene Ontology annotation, molecular function: flavin adenine dinucleotide binding; oxidoreductase activity, acting on the CH-CH group of donors. The coding region runs from base 76 to 2571 and encodes 831 amino acids. The record is from RefSeq and is a predicted model, not a curated record. The transcript is spliced from 17 exons. NCBI's taxonomy places the organism in Eukaryota, Viridiplantae, Streptophyta, Magnoliopsida, Malpighiales, Euphorbiaceae.
UUUAUCUAUUGCUGUUGUUGAUGCUAAAAUUAAGCAAAAACUAUAUCAAACUGAAGAAAAUCCGAUCAAACAAAAAUGGCGAUUCUCACAUCGGAAUUAUUAAAACCAGUUCAGGCAGCUCACGAAUUUGACCGCGACGCCUUAUUCCGUUACAUCUCCGUCAACGUCGCUGAUUUUCCGGCUUCUCCUUCUACCUUCUCCGUUAAACAGUUUGGACAUGGACAAUCAAAUCCUACGUUUCUGGUGGAAGCUGGAAACGGAGGAGAUGCUGUUAAACGGUACGUUUUGAGGAAGAAACCGCCCGGUGAAUUGCUUAAAUCAGCUCAUGCUGUUGAUAGAGAGUACACGGUUCUGAAGGCGCUAGGUGAGCAUACACGAGUUCCGGUUCCAAAAGUGUACUGUUUCUGCGCAGAUGCGAGUGUUAUCGGAACUUCGUUUUACAUUAUGGAGUAUUUGGAUGGACGGAUUUUUGUUGAUCCUAAGUUACCGGGAGUAGCACCUCAAAGGAGGAGGGCCAUUUAUAUAGAAACUGCAAGAGUGUUGGCUGCAAUGCAUUCUGCUAAUGUAGAUGCUAUUGGUUUGGGGAGAUAUGGACGCAGAGAUAAAUAUUGUACACGACAGGUAGAGCGGUGGGGCGAACAAUACAUUGCAUCGACUGGUGAGGGUAAAUCUCCUCGAUAUGCAAAGAUGUUGAAACUCACUGAUUGGUUACAACAAAACAUUCCUUCUGAAGAUUCUCUGGGAGCAUCAGCAGGCUUAGUUCAUGGAGAUUUCCGUAUUGAUAAUGUUGUAUUUCAUCCCGUGGAGGAUCGGGUGAUUGGUAUUCUUGACUGGGAACUAUCCACACUUGGUAACCAAAUGAGUGAUGUUGCAUACAGCUGUAUGGCUUAUCUUGUGGAUAUUAACCUUGACCACCCACAACUAGGCACAGGCUUCCAAUUUACUGGAAUUCCUGAAGGAAUUCCUUCACAAGCAGAAUAUCUGGCAGAAUACUGCUUUGCAUCUGGAAAAGCGUGGCCAGCCAAAGAGUGGAAGUUCUAUGUUGCCUUUGCCAUGUUUCGUGGGGCAUCUAUUUAUGCAGGAGUGCAUAGUCGAUGGAUUAUGGGUAACGCUACAGGCGGUGAGCGUGCCCGAAAUGCAGGAAAUUUAGCUAACGGUCUAAUAGAUUUUGCAUGGGAUUUUAUCUCAAGACAAUCUGUCCUUCCAGAUCAGCCCCCAUCAGCUCCAAUUGUACAUAAUUACACAACACAGUCUGGCAGGGAGAAAGAGUUUCAGGGCCUUCCAGAAGAAAAUGGGAGGUUUAUUCCCAGCAAAAAGGUGCUAGAACUGAGGAAAAAAUUGAUCAAGUUUAUGGAAGAACACAUUUAUCCUUUGGAAAAUGAGUUCUAUAAGCUUGCUCAGUCUUCUUCACGUUGGACAGUGCAUCCAGAAGAGGAAAAGUUGAAGGAACUAGCAAAGGGCGAAGGACUUUGGAAUUUAUUUAUACCUUUAGAUAGUGCUGAAAGAGCAAGAAAACUUAUCUUUGAGGGAAAUAACUCUGCUCUCUCUAAUAAUCCGCAUGAUCAAUUGCUUGGUGCGGGACUCUCAAACCUUGAAUAUGGAUACCUUUGUGAGAUUAUGGGCCGUUCUGUUUGGGCUCCACAGGUGUUCAAUUGUGGUGCACCUGACACAGGAAAUAUGGAGGUAUUGCUGAGAUAUGGGAACAAAGAACAACAACUAGAAUGGCUCAUUCCACUUCUUGAAGGAAAGAUCCGUUCUGGAUUUGCAAUGACAGAGCCACAAGUUGCAUCUUCCGAUGCUACAAAUAUUGAGUGCUCUAUUAGAAGGCAAGGGGAUUCAUAUAUCAUUAAUGGGAAAAAGUGGUGGACAAGUGGAGCCAUGGAUCCAAGGUGUAGAGUUCUCAUAGUGAUGGGUAAAACUGACUUCAAUGCCGCUCAACAUAAACAACAAUCCAUGAUCUUAGUGGAUACUCAAACUCCAGGUGUACACAUAAAAAGACCACUAAUGGUCUUUGGUUUUGAUGAUGCGCCUCACGGUCAUGCUGAAAUUUCAUUUGAAAACGUUUGUGUACCUGCAAAGAAUAUUCUUCUGGGAGAAGGGCGUGGAUUUGAGAUCGCCCAGGGUAGACUGGGUCCGGGAAGAUUGCACCACUGCAUGAGAUUGAUCGGUGCUGCUGAGCGCGGAAUGCAAUUGAUGGUUCAGAGGGCUUUAACUAGAAGAGCAUUUGGGAAAUUGAUUGCUGAUCACGGUUCAUUCCGUUCGGAUAUUGCCAAGUGCCGCGUGGAGCUGGAGAAAACCAGAUUGCUGGUGUUGGAGGCAGCGGACCAGCUCGAUAGGGUUGGGAACAAAAAAGCCCGAGGAAUACUUGCAAUGGCCAAGGUAGCAGCUCCAAAAAUGGCGCUCGAGGUGCUUGACAUGGCAAUGCAAGUACAUGGUGCAGCUGGUGUAUCAUCGGACACCGUUUUGGCCCAUCUUUGGGCUACAGCAAGGACUCUAAGAAUUGCAGAUGGCCCUGAUGAAGUCCACUUGGGUACCAUCGCCAAGUUAGAAUUGCAGAGAGCUAAGCUUUGAGAUCAUAGGAAUGAUUUAUUUGGAAAUUCAAGUGACAUUAUUUAUUUAAGUAAAAAAAAGGGUGGAAAUCUUAAAUUGACAAAAAUAAAAGGUAGAAAAAUAAAUUAAAAUAAUAUUGUCUUUGUGUAAUAACAAAUAAAUAGCAUCUUUCAAGAUGUAUGUCUAAAGCACUUCAUUUCAAAAAUAAUGUGUAAUGUACUUCGAAUACAUAUAACGCCAACGGCAAAUAACAUAGCUUGUCUACUUAGUGUGGACGUUUUGUCUA